Molecule: messenger RNA, 3465 nt
Organism: Cricetulus griseus (Chinese hamster)
Lineage: Eukaryota; Metazoa; Chordata; Mammalia; Rodentia; Cricetidae
Source: RefSeq, a predicted model, not a curated record
AUGGCCGCUCAAAGGAAUCUCUCAGAGCGCACCAAACUGGUCCUCCUUUUCCUGUGGUUGCCCUGGGAGUCCGCAGCCCGGCAGAUCCGCUACUCGGUUCCUGAAGAACUAGAGAAAGGCUCUUUUGUGGGCAACAUCUCCAAGGACCUAGGGAUAGAGCCCCGGGAGCUGGUGGAGCGCGGGGUCCGCAUCGUCUCCAGAGGUAGGUCUCAGCUUUUCUCUCUGAACCCGCGGAGCGGCAGCUUGGUCACCGCGGGCAGGAUAGACCGGGAGGAGCUGUGCGCCCAGAGCGCGCCCUGUCUCCUGAGCUUUAACAUCCUUGUGGAAGACAGGGUGAAACUUUUCGGGAUAGAGAUAGAGGUAACGGAUGUCAAUGACAAUGCACCAAAAUUCCAAGCAGAAACUCUGGAUGUGAAAAUUAAUGAAAAUGUCGCAGCGGGGAUGCGUUUUCCUCUCCCGGAAGCUAUUGAUCCGGAUGUGGGCGUGAACUCUCUGCAGAGCUACCAGCUCAGCCCUAAUAAACACUUCUCCCUAGUCGUUCAGAGCGGUGCUAAUGGCAUCAAGUACCCGGAGCUAGUGCUGGAGCACACCCUAGAUCGUGAGGAAGAGGCGAUUCACCACCUGGUCCUCGUGGCCUCUGACGGAGGUAACCCUCCCAGAUCAGGCACCGUCCUCAUCACCGUGACUGUAUUUGAUACAAAUGACAAUGCUCCAAUCUUCACCUCUCCUGAGUACCGAGUGAAUAUUCCAGAGAACUUGCCUUUGGGCACUCAGCUGCUAAAGGUAACUGCCACCGACAAAGACGAAGGCGCCAAUGGAGAAGUGACAUAUUCAUUUAGAAAGUUACUGGAUACACAAUUGUUGAAAUUCCAACUAGACAAAAAUACUGGAGAAAUAAAGAUAUCUGAAAAUCUGGAUUAUGAAGAAAUGGGUUUCUAUAAAAUAGAAAUCCAAGCUGAAGAUGGAGGGGCCUAUCUUGCAACUGCAAAGGUGUUGAUUACAGUAGAGGAUGUAAAUGACAACAGCCCAGAGGUGACCAUCACAUCGCUGUUUAGUCCAGUGGCUGAAGAUUCGCCUGCGGGGACUGUCAUAGCCCUUUUAAACGUGCAUGAUUUAGACUCUGGGCAGAAUGGAGAGGUAACCUGUUCCAUCUCGGGGAACCUACCAUUUAAAUUAGAAAAGUCCAUUGACAGUUACUAUAGACUAGUGACACAAAGAGCUCUUGAUAGGGAACAGGUAUCCUCUUACAACAUCACAGUAACAGCCACUGAUGGGGGAAACCCACCUUUGUCAAGCAAAGUUCACUUCACUCUGCAAGUGGCAGACAUCAACGACAACCCGCCCACCUUCUCUCAAGUCUCCUACUUUACCUAUAUCCCAGAAAACAACCCCAGGGGCGCCUCCAUCUUCUCGGUGACCGCCCUGGACCCGGACAGCAAAGAAAACGCCCAGAUAGUUUACUCUCUGGCUGAAGACACCAUUGAGGGGGCACCACUUUCUUCCUACAUCUCCAUCAACUCAGACACUGGCAUCCUGUAUGCCCUCUGCUCCUUUGACUAUGAGCAGUUCCGUGAACUGAGGGUCCAGGUGACUGCCAGAGAUAGCGGGAAGCCUCCCCUCAGCAGUAACGUGACAUUGACCCUGUUCGUGCUGGAUCAGAAUGACAACUCUCCAGAAAUCUUGUACCCCACUCCACCCACCGAUGGCUCCACUGGGGUAGAGCUUGCUCCCCGCUCAGCAGAGCUGGGCUACCUGGUGACGAAGGUGGUGGCGGUGGACAGAGACUCAGGACAGAACGCCUGGCUGUCCUACCGCCUACUCAAGGCCAGCGAGCCAGGGCUCUUCUCCGUGGGGCUGCACACCGGGGAGGUGCGAACAGCGCGGGCCUUGCUGGAGAGAGAUGCACUCAAGCAAAGUCUGGUGGUGGCUGUGCAGGACCACGGCCAGCCUCCUCUCUCCGCCACGGUCACUUUGACCGUGGCAGUCGCUGACAGCAUCCCUGAUGUUCUGGCAGACUUGGGCACCCUGGAGCCACCUCAGGACUCUGAAGCCUCAAGCCUCACCCUCUACCUAGUAGUGGCAGUGGCAGCUGUCUCCUGUGUUUUUCUCGCCUUUGUCAUUGUGUUGCUGGCACUCAAACUUCGGCGCUGGCACAAGUCUCAUGCGCUUCAGUCUUCCAGGGAUGGAUUGGGCGGCGCGCCUGCCUCUCACUAUGUGGGCGUGGAUGGUGUGCGUGCUUUCUUGCAGACCUAUUCGCACGAGGUUUCUCUCACUGCUGAUUCACGGAAGAGUCACCUGAUCUUUCCGCAGCCCAACUAUGCAGACACGCUCAUUAGCCAGGAGAGCUGCGAGAAAAAAGAUCCUUUGUCUCUGUUAGAUGAUUCGAAGUGCCCUGUAGAAGAUGCCCCUCUGGUGCCAGUGAGUGCUGAUUCUACCUUUUCUUUAUACAGUUAUGGGACCAAUGCAUCUCUGCCUCGGAAGACUGCACUCUCUCCUACUGUGAAGAUCCAAGACCUAGAGAGAACCCGAGCCAGCAAUGGGAAGGAGCUGCGCGCAGAGGCAGCGCCCCGGCCGCCGCCCGCAGGUACUGUUUACGCGGAGAGCGGGGACUUACUGGUGAAGGACCGCAUAGACCGCGAGCAGAUAUGCAAAGGGAGAAGAAGGUGUGAGCUGGAGUUGGAAGCCGUGCUAGAAAACCCCUUGAAUAUUUUUCAUGUCGUUGUGGAGAUUGAGGACGUUAACGACCACGCUCCUCAAUUCCCAAAAGAUGAAAUAAACCUAGAAAUAAGUGAAUCCGUCAACCCAGGGAUGAGAACAAUUCUGGAGUCUGCGAAAGAUCCUGAUAUUGGUGUGAAUUCACUGAGCAAAUAUCAGCUAAGUCCUAACGAGUAUUUCUCAUUGUUGGUGAAAGACAAUCCUGAUGGAAGCAAAUACCCAGAAUUAGAAUUGCAAAAGACACUGGACCGAGAAACAGAGAGCACACACCACUUGGUGCUGACAGCUGUAGAUGGUGGAGACCCGCCCCGAAGUGGUACUGCUCAGCUCCGAAUCCGAGUAGUGGACGCCAACGAUAACCCCCCAGUGUUCAGUCAAGAUGUGUACAGAGUCCGCCUUCGGGAAGAUGUGUCUCCGGGGACUUCUGUCCUAAGGCUAAGAGCCACGGAUCAGGACGAGGGCAUCAAUGCAGAGUUCACAUACUCCUUCCUGGGUGUGGCUAACAAAGCCCAGCACGUGUUCUCUCUGGAUUCCAUAACCGGAGACAUUGUAACUCAACAGCCUUUGGAUUUUGAAGAAGCAGAAACAUACACGAUUGAUGUGGAGGUAAAGGACCGAGGAUCUCUUUCUUCACAGUAUUUUGGAGGAUUCCCCUUCUGGGACGGUUGUGGCCCUCUUCAAAAUAAGGGAUCGAGAUUCCGGGGAAAACGCAGAAGUCACGUGCAGUUUAAGUGGAGACAGUCCAUUUAA